UAUUCAACAAUCCUGCAGAACCAUCUGCAUUUUAAAUUCAAUUAUACAUGUUUUUUUGUGUGUGUAUUUAAUACAGCAUGUUAAUAUACUCCAUAUUUCCAUUUGUAUUGAUUCGUACGUUUUGACAGCAGACAGCUGAUGGCGCUGUGGAGCCAUCUUAGCUUUGUAGCAUAAGGGAAGGAAGAAGCGGCACUGCGCGUACCAACAGGAAGCGUGUACCGUAACAACGUGGUUUUAUUGAAAUUGCCAGUGUAUAUGUGCGCAUUUCUAAAGCUGUUGUGCGUAUCUAUUAAUGUCAGUUUAUCCAGUAUGGUGUUUUAGCUUACACGUCCUAGCUGCCAUCCUUUAAGAGAUACUCGACAACAUAUCCAGAGCUCAUUACUGGUUGACCUACCUCUGUUUUUACCCCAAAGUCGUAACGUUAUUUACAAUGAAGCACACGGACGAAAAGCAGCAGCAGCAUCCCUCCCUUUAUUUAGAAAUGUGUGUCCAAGGUGAGGAGCCGCGUCUUCCGCUGCACACCUCUAUUGCCCUGUUUCUCCUGUCGUACUGCGAGUGCAAGUCUUUCAAAGUUUUUCUGGUUUCCACCAAGCCUGCCAGCUCCCAGUCACCGAAGAGCCGGCUACCAGAGUCCCUGGAUGUGUCUGAGACUCAGGUGGAGGCUCUGCCUCAGUUGGUGAAGGGCUGCCGUCUCCCCGCGGUUUUGGAUGAGUCCCGGCGGCUCUGCAGGGCUGGACUGGCGGUGGUCCUGAGACAUAUCAUCAACAAGACCUUAGAGGCCGACCCUUCUAGGAGUGAUGUGCUGGCACUGCUGGGCUUCAAGAAGACCUGUCUGAAGGCCUGCGCUGAGGUGAGCAAGUGGACCAGACUGUGUGAAAUUGGCAUCCCCUCUGCUGUAGAAGAACACCUCCAAAAUCCUACAAAUCAAUAUCAGCAGCUGCCUCUCUCCAUCCUCACCCUAGAGCAAAGGCUUGCGGAGCCUGUCAAAGUCCACAAUGAUGACAAAAUACGGAGGAAGAAACUCCAAGAGCAGAAACAGAAUGAAAAGGAUGAGUCCCCUGAAGCCCAAGGGGAUGUGGACGCCGAGUCCAAACCUGGACCUCAGGUCCGUGAUGGACUUGAACUCCGGGCUGCUUUGGCCAAGCUGUCUGUGGAUUCAGUUCCAGCUUUGACCACUAGAGAGAACUCUGAGAUCAGGAAAGUGAAGACCACAGAUCUCCCUCCCCUGGAGCAUGUGUUUGCUGAGGGACUGUACUUCACUCUGACUGAUGUGGUGCUGCUGCCAUGCAUCUAUCAGUACCUGUUUUCCCUCCAAGCCCACGCCGCGAGCACUCUACAUCGGCUCCCCCACCUGCUGCGUUGGUACAGCCAUGUACAAGAGGUACCUGGGGUCCUUCGGGCAGCAAAGGCUUGUGGGAUGGCUCUCUCCAUCCCCCAAGUUCCCUCAUCCCGACUCCCAGGGACGUCAGCAGAAGACAACCCGACUAGCUUACUGGAGCAAGAGGAAGACCAGGAGAUGACCACACAGCUGCCUUUUGUCGGUGGCCCCAGGCCCACAAUGACUAAACUUAAAGAAAAUGGCAUCGAGGCAGUCUUCGAUCCUCAUCCUUGCCCUGCCUGGACCCUCCCAUGGGACAGUUUACCAGGAGCUAUCAACCCCACUGAAGGGAAAAUGUCAAAUAUCCGUGCAGUCAGGAAGAGGCAACAGCUGAAUAACUUGGUUGCCAUGGUUACAGAGCUAGCCAGGCCAGGUUACACCAUUGUGGAUUUCUGCAGUGGAACGGGCCAUGUAGGGAUUGUGUUGGCUCACACUCUUCCCGAUUGCCAGGUCAUCCUCAUAGAGAACAAAGAAGAGUCCUUGGUGAGGGCCCAGUGUCGCAGUGCAGAGAUCGGUCUGAAAAACAUCGGCUUCAUUCAGGCCAAUUUGGAUUACUUCACAGGACCUUUUCAUAUUGGGGUGGCGCUCCAUGCAUGUGGCGUUGCAACAGACAUGGUGAUGGAGCAUUGCCUCAAGUCAGGAGCUGCCUUUGUCAUCAGUCCCUGUUGCUACGGCUUCAUCCAGAACGCAGUCAAGUUCACCUUCCCCAAGAGCAAAAGGUUCCAAGAAACCCUGACUUAUAAGGAACACAUGAUCCUCUGCCGCUUUGCAGACCAAACGGCUGUCCAGCUCCCUCCUGAGAGGCGACUUAUAGGUAAAAAGUGUAUGGGCCUGGUAGACUUGGACCGGUCGUGGGCGGCAGAGACUCAUGGGUACUCGGUGCGGGUGAUGACCAUGGAGCCUGAAAGCUGUUCACCAAAGAACAACAUGCUGGUGGGAAGGCCGCCGCAGAAGAGUGGACUGGAAGUCAGUGCUGGCCAACUGGAAGCACCAGUGUGUAAUUAGGACUGCAAGCGCCCGUGUACACCAGAGCAACCUCAGCAUGGUCAGGGUUUGUUACAGUACCCAGUUUCUGUGGCUCCUGGCUGUGUCGUGACGGGGCUGAGAAUACAACUAUUUUAUAUCCACUCACAACAUUUUCUUGUUAUUAAUUUUUUACAAACACUUUUGUAAGAAAUGGCCUUGGAAAAUAAAGAGAGAUGUUUGCUUAUUAUUUCUGUAUUAGCAAAAAUCCUCUUCUAAAAUUUCGUUCAGCCUUACGGUGAAAGCAACAGUUUGAUGAUUUUUGACUUAAUAAACACGGGGGAGAAUGCUCUCUGAAAACUUCCCACUCUUCUAAAUUAAGCGUGCUCAAUUAUUGGCUACUUAGUUGUAGUAAAAGAUAAAAAAGCUCAAGCCUCUCACCAACUGCUACAUUAUGUGUGUGAUUUUGCCUAAACUGUGUGAUAAAACUGUCAGCGUAAACAGUAGCAGCAAGGAAUUACAGACCCACAUUGUGAAAUAAGUACACCGUACAUCCACAUGCUGUUUCUGCAAAUAGUCUGUAGACGGCCUUCUGUGAUGGAACUCCACUGUCAGCUCCCUUUGUUGCCAGGUAUUGAUGUAAGAAAGACAAAUUUAGUGCUGCAAAACUCAUCUACACUUAAAGAUGAGAUGGGGAAUUAUAAUUAUCUACCUUUCCCCUGUGUGUGUUUUGGGGGGGGGGGUACAGAAAGAGAGAAACUGGGUUUAAACUCAUAUCACAUGAGGUAAAAUAUAGCGUUUGUCAAGGAUCUACAGAGAAACUGAUUAUUCCUCAUAAAGAAUGGAUGUGAAUAUGGUAUGCAAGCCGUAAUACGUUCAGCACCGAUGAAUAUUUUAUGAUGCUGGCGAAAAGGUCAGUGUGCUUGAUUAGCUGGCGAUGUUCAGAGCCUAGUAGCUAAAAAUCACACAAUUCGCUCCGUUUUUUUUCCAAUCCUGUACACUCACUACAGCCUGUUAAGCUUUCCUUCUCGCAGGUGAAACUGGCCAUCUGUCUAUCUGAAAAAUCCUGUGAUGCCAUCUUUGACAGUGUUUAGCAGCUGCUUGAGAAAUCUGAGGAGGAGAGCCAGUUUUCCUGCUCACGCUGAAGGGUUAGACGAAGGAUGUGCAGGCUUUUCCAGCGUCGAGCUCAUCUGAAUUCAGUCAGCAGAGUCAAUCUAUCCUGAGGUGAAUGGCCACAGCACAGCUCCUUCCAAGAACUGGAAUUAUUUCAAAAGGAGACAUCUGACUCUCCCCAUUCAAGCUUGUGGCUCUGCACAAGUGCACAUUACAGAAACGCAUAUGGGCAUGAAGGAGGGGAGAGAGAGAGUAGGUGGCACUACUUAAAGCUUGGAUGAGAGAGGUGAAUAUUGAGGUGUCAAGUGAGUCGAUUCAAGCCAAACACCCGAGGCUAGAAGGUUGAGAGUGAGUGAGAUAUCUGAGCUUUUUUCUAUGUAAAUGCACAGCGUUUCUUAACUAUUGAUCACCUUUGUGAAGCCAUUCUGUGUAAUUAACGGAUUGGCCUCAAAAGUUAAAAGUUAAUAAAGUUAACAAUGUGAUCUGAACCUGAAACAAAUGAUUUUUGAACGUUUCUGGAGCAAAAGGAACCUGUGACUGAAUAAAAACUAACUACUAACUAGAUUUUCUUCUAAUCAGUGAGCAGUUUUUAUGUAAAUGCCUAUAAUCAGUGUCAAAAUAAUCGUGGCUUGAUACUUUGCUCAAGAAUAUUUUCUCAGAAUUCGCUCAGAAUAUCUCUUGUCACCAUUUCUGGAGGUUUUGAAAAGCAGCUCUGAACUCAACAGUCUGUUGCGGCAGAAAACCUCCACCAGGAAAUAACGAAUCUUUCAUUGUUUCAUUAACUUCAGUCAUUACUUGUGAUUAAAAUUCUGCUCGUCUUGGUGUUUUGGCCAUCAGUUUUCCAUUUCAUUACACCGGCAGUGUUUACGACCGUUUGUCUGCAGCAGCUCAUUGCUGUAUAUUUGGGGGUCCCUCCCUGCCGAUAUGAAUUUUCCCUUUUGACAAUCAGUGGUCACUCAUCAUGUGUUCUGGGUCACUAAAACAAGCACCGAUGUAACGUACAAGCCGAGAUGAAAUGGAUACAAGGGGGCUCUGUACUGCCCUUUCCAUGAUCUCAAAUAUCAUACUUGCUCUUUCAUAAUAAUCAUUUAACACGCAUUAUCACCAAUAAAAAUGCGUUUCAUGCGACUUCAAUAUUUCUUCCAAAUAAACAAUUUUGAGCAUAAUUAUAGGAGUCCAGAAUAACAAUAGUUAUUAUGCACACAUUCUCUCUCUGGUUGUUUACGGCAGGUUCCAGCUGCUAGUGUUUUGUGCACCCUAAUAAUGUUUAUCUGUUUACCGAUGCUCCUCAUCCUACUUAUCACAUCAGAUGUCACCUUUAUAUAUACCCGGUUUAGGAUUUCCCUGCUUAUGUUCUAUUUUAUGCGUUUAUUUUCUUAUUUUUUCUUCUGUA
Molecule: messenger RNA, 4847 nt
Organism: Xiphias gladius (swordfish)
Lineage: Eukaryota; Metazoa; Chordata; Actinopteri; Istiophoriformes; Xiphiidae
Gene: gstcd
Product: glutathione S-transferase, C-terminal domain containing
Exons: 11
Coding region: 431-2383 (650 amino acids)
Source: RefSeq, a predicted model, not a curated record